Messenger RNA from Solenopsis invicta (red fire ant), 1598 nucleotides. RefSeq names its product odorant receptor 33a-like. Gene Ontology annotation, cellular component: plasma membrane. Gene Ontology annotation, biological process: sensory perception of smell; detection of chemical stimulus involved in sensory perception of smell. Bases 357 to 1577 code for a protein of 406 amino acids. Lineage: Eukaryota; Metazoa; Arthropoda; Insecta; Hymenoptera; Formicidae. The transcript is spliced from 4 exons. The record is from RefSeq and is a predicted model, not a curated record. Gene Ontology annotation, molecular function: odorant binding; olfactory receptor activity.
AAAUCAAAGUAUUACUGUACUAUGCAAUCGAAACUAUUGCUGACGGUCAACGUCCAGCGAAAGUAAACAUGAGUUUUAAUACAGGAAGAAAAGUUGAGGUAGACAAUUCUUAGUUUCUUAAAAAUAAUGUACACGUUGACGUAUGGAAAUAUUAUUCGUGGAAAGCGCAAUCCUGACCCUCGGUGAGCAAGUUGACUUGGAAACUCUCUUGCUUUCUAACGCUCUCACGCAACAUUUUAAUUUUUAAUACGCGCAAGCGCAAGCGAUGGACGAAUUUACUUUACUGGCAACUCUUAUUCGCAGCGGUCAGUCGCCAUUCAGUUUGCGUAAAGUUUUCACGUAAGCUCGACAAGAAAAUGUUGCGCAACGAGCAUUAUAAAGAUGACAUAGUUUACAUUACACAAUUGACGCGUACUGUUUUGUAUCUACUCGGAGUUUGGCCUGCUUACAAAAGAAGAUCUACGAGCGAAAAAGUUUGGAAGUACUUUUUGAUCGUGAUCUCUUAUGCUCUUCUUUUCUGCGUUCUGAUUCCCGGUGCUCUCUUCUGGUUAAUUGAGAAGAGAACACGCGUCAGGCUUCAAACAAUCCCUUUACUUCUCUUUGGUUUCACGGCCAGUGGUAAAUAUGGCAAUUUGAUAAUCCACGAGAACAGUAUCAGACGCUGCUUAAAGCACAUCGAGGAAGAUUAUAAGAGCAUUCGCAGCGAAAAGGCACGAAACACAAUGAUCGAAUCCGCAAAGAUCGGAAGACGGCUGGUCAUACUUUGCGCGAUCUUCAUGUACGGUAGCGGACUCUCUUUUCGAUCAAUUUUACCAUUUGCCAAGGGAAAAAUCGUCACUGCGCAAAACGUCACGAUCAGACCUCUGCCUUGUCCGGGUUACUUUCUUUCCUUUGAUGUACAAAUUAGUCCCGCUUACGAGCUGGUCUUCGCAAUACAAGUAUUAUCUGGUUUAGUUACUUAUUCGAUAACAACAGGUUUAUGUGGCCUCGCGGCAGUUUUUGUGAUGCAUGCCUGCGGUCAGCUAAAGAUUCUGAUGAAUCUGAUGAGAAAUCUCGUCGAGGAACAAUGGCAAGAAAAACGUGAAGUAAAUAAGAAGUUGGCUGUAAUGAUCGAACAUCAAAUAAGAAUUCGAAGUUUUUUGCAAUCGGUAGAAACUACUCUACAACAAGCGUGUCUAAUGGAAUUGACAGGGUGUACGGCGGUAGCCUGUCUUCUAGGAUAUUUUAUAAUAAUGGAAUGGGAAAAUAGCAAUUCGAUAGCUAUGUGUUCCUACUUUACAGCACUUGUGUCGAUGAUGAUAAAUAUGUUCAUGUUUUGUUACACUGGUGAGCAACUUACUGUUCAGGCAGAGAAAGUAGCUAGAACAUCUUGCGUGCUGGAGUGGUAUCGUCUUCCAAAAAAGGAGGCGCGCGGAAUCGUGCUAAUAAUAAUCAUGUCAAACAUGCCUAUGAAGAUCACUGCUGGGAGGAUUAUGGAUCUGUCAUUCAAGACAUACGGCGAUGUAAGCAUAUAUGUUCAAAACCAUUCAUUAAUUUUAUUUUUUAAAUUAGCAAAAUUAAAUUCGCACUACAAUUAAAUUCUAGUGUAACGCACCUGU